Camelina sativa (false flax) is the source of this 755-nucleotide messenger RNA. The record is from RefSeq and is a predicted model, not a curated record. Lineage: Eukaryota; Viridiplantae; Streptophyta; Magnoliopsida; Brassicales; Brassicaceae.
AUUUCCUUUUCAUGAGAGUUUUUGUUUUGAUUUUGGGUUGUCAGGGAACAAACUUUAAGUUUGUGCGUUGGGAAAAGUAUAAUUCUAUGUGCACUGCAUGCUUUCUACUUAACUUUUGAGGCCAUGGAUCCGGCAUGCGACGAAGGAAGAUAUCUAUACGUGGAGGAUCUUGGCCUGCAGACCCGCAUGUAACAAGCGUGUGAAUGAAUAUUGGGACCGGGAUCAGGCAAUGGAUACAUUCUACACGCGUCCAAUGCCCAAAUGGUUGUCUGAUGAGGCCUUGGCCAGUGACAACAAAAAGUAUUACGUGGUGCAAGAAGCAGACCUCCAUGAGAAUGACUGGCUGCAUCUAUUCACUGAAAUGGCAUUCUUCUCCAUCGCAAGGGCUGAUUCCCCUCCCUUGGAGAUCAACAAGGUAGUUGUAGAAACUAAAGAAGAUUACAUAACUGAGGCGCGUGAGAAGCUCCACGCAAAGAACGCAAUAUUCUACAUAAGUUACAAGUAUAAAGGUGAUCCUUCUAUUGGUUUCACUGGUGAUCACAGAGCUAUCAUAAGGAAAACCACGGAUGGGGAACCAGAACACAUGUCUUUUGAAUUUGCUUCUGAACAACAAGCCAAGUAGACAGACACUUCCUGUAUGUAUCUGGUCUGUUGCAAUCAAUCAUUAAUCGCUAUUUCCUUGUAACUUUUAGGGAUCAUAUUAUAUGUCUACAACUCUAGGGACUAAAACGAGUGGGAUCUAUAUUUAUAUCAAA